AUCUGCCCCACCUGCAGAGGGCGGUAUUUAUACUGGGGGUGGGGAAAGGUGCAGGAUCAGCUGCUGUAUGAUUCAGGAUGAGGGAUCUGUGGCUCCUGGUGGUGGCCGCCAUAGUUGUGUCUGUGGGAGCUGGAGAGAUCUGCUAUGACCAGCUGGGAUGUUUCCCCAAUGCCCCUCCAUAUGCCUUCACCCCACAAAGGCCCAUUGGCUGGUUCCCGUGGCCACCGGAAAGAAUCAACACCCGAUACCUGCUGUUCACCAGAGAGAAUCCGGAACACUUCCACGAAAUCCAAGCACUAAACGUCUCUACAGUCUCAGCUACCAAGUUUUGUCCCAAAAGGAAAUCCAUCUUUAUUAUCCAUGGGUUUCUGGAGGCUGGGGAGAAUAAGUGGCUGGUAGACAUGUGCCAGACCCUGCUGCAGGUGUCUAAUGUGAACUGCUUCGCUGUAGAUUGGUUUGGUGGGUCGGUCGCUCUGUACACACGAGCUGUCAACAAUGCCCGUGUCGUGGGCGCAGAACUGGCCAAUUUUAUCAACUAUCUUUUGGGUCACUACAGGUACUCCCUGAGUAACAUUUACCUGAUAGGACACAGUUUGGGCGCUCACAUUGCUGGUGAAGCUGGGAAGAGGCGUCCAGGAAUUUCCCGGAUAUCGGGGUUGGACCCAGCCGGCCCUUACUUUGAGAAUACCCCACCCGAAGUGAGGUUGGACCCUUCUGAUGCACAGCUUGUGGAUGUCAUCCAUACUGAUGGCUCUGACACUAUUCUUGGUCAAGGACUAAGUGGGUUUGGGAUGAGCCAGUUGGUCGGUCAUCUGGACUUCUUUCCCAAUGGAGGGAGGCACCAGCCUGGGUGUCCUAACUUUUAUCGCAAGCUUGGGGACCUGGACCGAGUCAUAGAAGGACUUGAGGAGAUAAUCUUCUGUAGUCAUCGAAGGAGUGUCUCAUUCUUCUUAAAUAGUAUCCUCCAUUCUGAUGGGUUUAUCAGCUACCCAGGACCCUCCUACAGUGAUUUCCAAAAGGGUGCUGGAUUCCCCUGUUGCAAUGGAAGCUGCACAACCAUGGGAUACUACGCGGACUCUCACCGCCAUGAUCAUGGAAGUCCAACCUUUUUCUUGAAUACUGGUGACCCUGAGAACCUUCUUCGUUGGAGGUACAAGGUGUCGGUCAAUCUUACUGGAUCCACACUCUUCAUGGGGUCGUUCAGUGUCUCUCUGUGCGGGAAGGACUGUUCUCCUCAGUACAUCAUACACAGUGGACUUAUUCAGUCCGGGAGAACUUACUCCUCCUUCUUUGAUGUGGAGAUGGAUGUUUACCCCGUCAUCAAUACAGUAUUUACCUGGCACAAGGAGGGCAUUAAUCUCAUCCAGCCAAAACUUGGGGCCACAGCUAUGGAGGUUCAAUAUGGACCCAGUGGGGCAAUAUCCUACUUCUGUGGCAAGGCGUUGACCGAAGACAAAAUCCCCCAAACUCUUGAACCUUGUAAUAUGAACAGCAGAAUAAAAUCCACAUAAAGUGCAA
This is a messenger RNA of Hyla sarda, 1518 nucleotides long. RefSeq names its product pancreatic lipase-related protein 2-like. The coding region runs from base 78 to 1511 and encodes 477 amino acids. Lineage: Eukaryota; Metazoa; Chordata; Amphibia; Anura; Hylidae. The transcript is spliced from 12 exons. Gene Ontology annotation, biological process: lipid metabolic process. The record is from RefSeq and is a predicted model, not a curated record. Gene Ontology annotation, molecular function: triacylglycerol lipase activity; protein binding.